Bipolaris maydis ATCC 48331 is the source of this 642-nucleotide messenger RNA. Its product is annotated as SCP2 sterol-binding domain-containing protein. The record is from RefSeq and is a predicted model, not a curated record. NCBI's taxonomy places the organism in Eukaryota, Fungi, Ascomycota, Dothideomycetes, Pleosporales, Pleosporaceae. Gene Ontology annotation, cellular component: cytosol.
ACACGCCCACCCCAACUCGCUUUCUGUGCGCCCACCCAUCAACAUCUGCAACAAGUAGCCUGGAGCUUCUGCAAACACGACAUAACAUCGCGCAUACAUACACACACACACACAUACACACAUAUAGCCAUCAUGUCUCUCAAGAACGACGCAUUCCCCGCCUCCAUCGCCUUCGACCACAUCGCCAGCGCCCUCUCCACCGAGGCCGCGCGCAAAGAGGCCAUCAAAACCGGCGGCGCCAUCUUCUCCUUCAACCUCAAGAACAAGGCCGGCGAGCAAAAACAAUGGUACCUUGACCUCAAGGAGAGCGGUACCGUUGGUGAGGGUGCGGCGCCCUCAGGCAAAAAAGCCGAUGUGACGCUUACGCUCCCCGAAGAGGAGUUUGGCAAGCUGGUUUUGGGCAAGGCGAAUGCGCAGAAGCUGUUUAUGAGUGGGAAGCUCAAGGUUAAGGGCAAUGUGAUGAAGGCGACCAAGUUGGAGGCGGUGCUGAAGAAGGCGAACGUCGGGGAUGCGAAGGCGAAGCUGUAAAUGGAUGUGUACGAAUUUUGUUUCCUUGAUGCGUAGGUGUAUUUGUAUAUCUCGUCGAAUGGCAUCAACAUCAAACAUUGACUGCUGCCCAACUACAGCCUUGUUUGUGGAUGU